AUGUCGGCAGAGUUAGCGCAUAUAUUGGCACAGUAUGUGAAGGAUAGGGGCCUCGUGGGAAAUGAUGGAGGAUAUCAGGUCAGUUUAGACAAGGAUAUAGCGGACAUGCUCGGAGAGUUUAUUCAACAUAUGGAAACGAAGGAGUCACUUAUGGAGGACUUGGGUUCAAACUGUAAUAAUGAAGGUUGGUUUCACCCGAGAGGUGGAGAAAACACACGGCACGUGGGGUAUACAGUAGGGGAUAAAGUUGUAUGCAAACUUAUGGCAACAGCAUUAUGGUUUCUGUCGACGUCGACGCAUGUGCAGAGAACACAGGAUAGCAGUCAACUCAAUAAUGUGAGGUUAAAGGAGUACGUAAAGUGUGCAAUAGUUACCAUGUUUGCAAGUAUAUUAGAGCAGUCGGCAUGUGGAGGCACGUGGCCAAUACAUAAUGCAUGGAAGGUAAUGAACAGAAUGUGGGCGAGUGGUAUUCAGGGUUUAAGUAUAGACGGGGGAUGUAAGAAAUUAUUAGAAAUAGACAUACAGAGAGGGACGUGGUCCAUGAAGGAAACAAUCAAGAAUUGGUUGAAAAAGAAUACGAGGUUGCGGAAAAAAAUAUCAGGAGAAAAACUGGCGAACAAGUGCAACAAAGUUGUAGGGCAGGGCGAGAAAGCAGGGGUCCAGGGUACAAAGGAACAAUUGGGUGACGUGCACGGCAAGGAGGAGGCAGCAAUAAUGAAGCAGUUGCAGCGAGGGACGAAGAAUAUUGUGAAACUCGUCACCAAGCAAUUCCGUGGAAGAAUAGGUGGUGCAACGGGGAAUAGCCUUGACCAGACGGCUGAGGAUUCAGAACAGGAUGACGAGGAUGAUGAGGACGAAGAUGAUGAGGACGACGACGAUGAUGACAAAGAUGAGGAUGCACAAGAGGACGCCGCGAAUGACACAAAACCGGCAGAAGCAGCAGGAGCAGACCCGCACGGGGAGCAGCCGUCGGCACCAUCACCAGCAGGAGCAUCUGGGGUAGGAACAGGAACACCUUCCGGACAACCACGAUCAGAUGGCGCAGCAGGAGAGAACAGGGUCACAGCGGCACCAGUACCCGUACCACAACCUCCACCUGCGGCACCGCCACAAAGAGAGGACGGCCAGGGGCCCAAGGAGGAACCAAAGGAUAAGAAUACAUCAGCAGGUAAGCAAGAUGGACCCUCUUGUGUGACCACUAUAAAUGAUAAGAAAGUCCAUAGAACCGACUUCCACGAUAAUAAUGUUGGUAUCCAGCUUACGUUCACUGACACCAGUCCUUCAUCCGGCUGCUCAGGAAGUAGUACCCCAGGUAGUGAGUCCGAUGAGAACAAAGAACGACAGAAAAAAAAAAAAAACAACAAUGAAACCACACUUUCCGCGGAGAGCGGGAGAGAAACCACGGAGAGCGAGCAACCAAACGUCGAAUGA
This is a messenger RNA of Plasmodium fragile, 1431 nucleotides long. RefSeq lists its product as uncharacterized. Bases 1 to 1431 code for a protein of 476 amino acids. NCBI's taxonomy places the organism in Eukaryota, Apicomplexa, Aconoidasida, Haemosporida, Plasmodiidae. The transcript has 3 exons. The record is from RefSeq and is a predicted model, not a curated record.